CCGGGAGGCGGAGUCCGUCGGGGAAACGAAACAAGAGUGAAUGGGCCUGGUCUGGUCACUCUGACAGUGAGCUGCGGCGGCGGCGGCGGGGUCGGGGGACCCGGAUCGCAGAGCCAGCACCCGAAGCGCAGUUCGGAUCCUAAGCCGGAGCGCGGGCCACUGUCCAGAUCCAGGAACGCGGUUACUGGAAGGAAAAAUGGCCAGCGAUACACCAGGUUUCUUCAUAGACAAACUUAAUAAAUACCGUCAGAAGCAUGGAGUAACAAUUACGUAUAAAGAACUUGAUACUACAGGACCUCCACAUGACAGGAGGUUUACAUUUCAAGUUAUAAUAGACGAGAAAGAAUUUCCAAAAGCCGAAGGCAAAUCCAAGCAGGAAGCAAAAAAUGCCGCCGCCCGAUUAGCUGUUAAUAUACUUAAUGACGAAAAUAAGGUGGAUAGUCAGACAGACGCUUCUGAAGGGUCGUUCGUUGGGAACUACAUAGGCCUUGUCAAUAGUAUUGCCCAGAAGAGAAACCUGCCUAUAAAUUAUGAACACACUGUCUCCGCCGAUGCGCAUUCACCCCAAAAAUUUAAUUGUAAAUGCAAACUUGAGGAGACAACAUACGGUGUCGGCUCAGGCGCUACCAAACAGGAGGCAAAGCAGGCGGCUGCUAAAGAGGCGUAUCAGAAGCUGUCAGAGAAAACCUCAAUGAGCGGUAACAGAGCAUCAUCUGGUUUUACCACAUCUUCAUCCAGUGGCCUCUCCAGCAGCUCGUCUCUAGCAAGCAAUUCAAACCCGGAAUCUAAUGAUGUGGGAGAAAAUAAGCACACGGUAGACAGCAGGCUUAACAAGGACUAUGAAGACAUACAAGUAAUUGGCUCAGGUGGAUUUGGCCAGGUCUUCAAAGCAAAACACAGAAUUGACGGAAAGACUUAUGCUAUUAAGCGAGUUACAUACAACACAAGUAAGGCACUGCGUGAAGUAAAAGCUCUGGCAGCACUCAACCAUGUCAAUAUUGUUCAAUACCAUAAUUCUUGGCUGGGAGAGGACUAUGAUUUCGAGGAGAGCUUGGAUAACGACUAUGAUUUCGAGCAGAGCGUGAGUCGACCAAAGACCCAGUGCCUUUUCAUCCAAAUGGAAUUCUGUGAUAAAGGAACUCUGGAGCAAUGGCUGGAAAAUGGAAUGCUGAAUAACACAGACAAAGAUUUGCUUUUGGAAUUAUUUGAACAAAUCACGACAGGGGUAGAUUAUAUACAUUCGAAAGGUUUAAUUCAUAGAGAUCUUAAGCCAAGUAAUAUAUUUUUAGUAGACGAAAGACACAUAAAGAUCGGAGACUUUGGCCUCGCAACAGCCCUGGAAAGUGAUGGAGCUCGAACAAAGGAUACAGGGACUUGUCUAUACAUGAGUCCAGAACAGAUGUCUUUACCGGAAUAUGGAAAAGAAGUGGACAUCUUUGCUUUAGGACUUAUUCUAGCUGAACUUUUUCACAUUUGCUACACUUUUUUUGAGAAAACAAAGUUUUUCGAAAAGCUAAGAGAGGGCAUCUUCCCUGAUACAUUUAACCACAAAGAAAAAAGCCUUCUAAGGAAAUUACUCUCGAAGGAACCCAGGGAACGACCUAAUGCAUCUGAAAUUCUGAAGACCUUGGCUGAAUGGAAGAACAGCUCGGAGAAAAAGAAAAGACACACGCAUUAGGACCUUCCUGAAAAAGUGCUCCGCUUCUGAUAUGUGGUUUUCCUUUAGCUACCUAAUAUCUGAGAAGGAGCAUUGUGGAUGUUGUACUUUUCUUUCCUUAAGUUUUUAGGAAGCUUAAAGAAAAAUUUCUUGUACAUAGGUUUUCUCUCUCUCUCUUUCUCCCUUCUUUUCUUUUCAUUUUUGUUGCUGGUACUUCAAAAACAUUUUUAAAAAAUUCUUUGACAAUUCCAAACACGUGUUGCAUUGCAUUCUCAUCACAUUCCCGCCUUCCUCAAGCACUUCUGCCAACAACAUGUCUGCUGCUGUAUAUGCGAACCACGUGAACUGUAGACUCUGAAUACGGGAGUCCAAAUAAAUCUCUGUGUCCUUAAGUUGCUUCUCUCAGGUAGUUAGUCACUGUGAUGAGAACGGUGAUGAAAUGGUACCGGAAACAGGGUUUUGCGGCCGUACACCUGCCAUGCGGUUCUCAGGCUUUCAGAACUGCUUGGUGGGAGGUAUGUGGAAGAGUUUGGAGCUGCAGGCUAAGGACGUCCUAGAAUGCUGUAAGUGAAACUUAAUGCGGGAACUCUAGGUUUCCGAGAAAAGGAACCCGUUGGGAAAGUAGACUAGAUAGAGGACAUUUGUGUUAAAACUCGAAAUCAAUCAUUUGUUUGGUGGAGGAAAUCUCAAGACAUUCAGGCUGGGGCACGGUGGCCGUUUCCUGCUUGUAGCCAGGGCUAUAGGGUGAACGAGGAAAGAAAGCGGAGUGGUAGAUGUGAAACACCAUGGAGAUUUGGAAAACGAGUGCCUUCAAAGACAAGGAGGGUCCAACGUGGCGGCAAUAAGUGUUAAAGAGGAACCGUGUACUUUUACACUGUUGGUAUUAUAGGAACAGGACUGCACUCAUGGAAGGCUACGGAGUGUGAAAAUGAAAAACCCUCUGAAGGCCUCUCAUUCAAAAGUUCCAGCAGGAAUACCCAGAGGAGCAGUCCGCCUGUCUGUCUUUGUGCGGGAACUCGGAGAAUGCUACAGCCACAGCCCGAGGGGCUCAUUUACAUUACAAGGUGAUGGCAGGGCUUGGCACGUCCAUAUGAUGCUUUUCAGGAAAACGUGAGGGCCAUAGGGUCAGAGAUGCUCGUCCCAUGGUUCCAGCACAAGCCUGUGAGGACAAUAUGGAAUUGGGUGGUCAGACUCCUUGAAGAAAAGCUGAGAGGCUGUUGCGUGAGGCGAUGAAGGUGAAACCUACAUUGUAACGGAGAGCGGGGGAUGUUGGAGAUGACCAGACUGCAGUGGUCACUGACAGGAGCCAGCCCAAGAGAAAGCCCAUGAAUGGUUCAGGCAGCCCGACUGUAGGAAGCUAACUGGAGCCCAGAUGAUGCCACUGUGUAUUCCAGAUACUGGACACUGAGAUGCAGCCUUUGUUUGCCUUGCUUGGAUUUAGUCUUGCAUUGGUCCAGUCUUUCCUUGCUGUUCUUCCAGACUUACUUGAUAGAAUGGGGAUGUUCAUUUUGCGUCUUUGUAUGCUGUAAUAUUUAUUUUGUAGGGACUCACACUACAGAGUUUCCCUUGCGUCUCAAAGCACUCUGGACUUUUGAAUGGUGUUGACUAUUAAAACUGAGGAUUUUCGAGGUGGGA
Messenger RNA from Peromyscus leucopus (white-footed mouse), 3292 nucleotides. RefSeq names its product eukaryotic translation initiation factor 2 alpha kinase 2 (gene Eif2ak2). Bases 197 to 1678 code for a protein of 493 amino acids. NCBI's taxonomy places the organism in Eukaryota, Metazoa, Chordata, Mammalia, Rodentia, Cricetidae. Gene Ontology annotation, molecular function: ATP binding; double-stranded RNA binding; protein kinase activity. The record is from RefSeq and is a predicted model, not a curated record. The transcript has 14 exons. Gene Ontology annotation, biological process: protein phosphorylation.